UAACUCUAUAAUAGUAAGAGAUCACGAUCAAUUUAGCUAGUAAAUACUAAGAUAUCUAGCCAAGUCUGACUUUAUUUUCACUUUUCGCUUUAUUCAAUGCCUCCGCAACGACGUGCACCACAGAGACCAAGACUUACAGGUCCCCAAAUCGCAAGCAUCGCGACGGCGCACCGUUUAGGGCAGAAUCUUCCGCAGAUCUCUAGCCUAAUCCGGGUUAGACCGGAUACUGCCCAAAAGGCGCUAUCGCGUAUCUCUAGGCGUGCCCGUGAGAUACAAGCCUUAUCGAGAGAUUUACCAGUCAAUUUCGUUCCGAGUUUACCAGAUAUCCUAGAUGCGAUCGUACAGGAUCGCCCUCGGGACUAUCUUGAAGCUCGUCCUGGCAGACCCCAUGCGAUUUCCCCGCAGACCUCCGAUGCCCUUCGGAUCCAUGCGCAAUGUACAGAAGAGGCCCAAGACACGCCCUGGCGACAUGUAAUCGACGAUUUUUCACGGGUAUACGGAGAACCUAUCUCACAAACAACGGGAUGGAGGACUCUUCACGAAGAUCACUACCUCCGACGAAGGCGCCCACCACGUAAACUUCACCUCGAAUUCUGGCACAAACGGUUCCGUAUACAGCUCGCAGAAUGGGCACUCCCUAAGCUAGAUCGAGGAGAUCUCUUUAUCUUUACAGACGAGGUGUCUAUCGAUACGGAUCGACAUAAUAAACCUCCUGCCGUUACCUGGGAGGUAGGAGAGAACCCAUUCAAUUACUCACGACCACCAGCCGACGAGAUCCAGCCUGCAAUUAUGUUUUGGGGCGCAAUUGUCUACGGAUACGAUCUGUACGGUACAGGGCCCUGUCACACCUGGUCCCGGGAGACCAUAGAGGAGACGCAAAAGUUGAAGGAAAAUAUCGACCAAGAGAACGCUGAAAAGGAGCGGUUAAUGGAGCAGGACAGAGCCGCUGCACGGCAGCCUGGCACUCAUCAAUUCCGAGAGAUACAUGAAAUGAACGAGGAUAUACAGAGGUAAGUAGUGAGACGGUGCCAAAAGGUCGGAUUUGGCACUUCUGUGGUGCUAAUAUCCUGCGUUCGUUUCCGGACUCUUUUCGGUCUGAACCAACCAAACCGUAAUC
Molecule: messenger RNA, 1117 nt
Organism: Eremomyces bilateralis CBS 781.70
Lineage: Eukaryota; Fungi; Ascomycota; Dothideomycetes; Eremomycetales; Eremomycetaceae
Exons: 1
Coding region: 97-1014 (305 amino acids)
Source: RefSeq, a predicted model, not a curated record